Molecule: messenger RNA, 249 nt
Organism: Cavenderia fasciculata
Lineage: Eukaryota; Evosea; Eumycetozoa; Acytosteliales; Cavenderiaceae
Exons: 2
Coding region: 1-249 (82 amino acids)
Source: RefSeq, a predicted model, not a curated record
AUGGCUAUUUUUGAAACUCUUUCCAACCUUGGUAACACUUCAUCGGCAAUGAAGCAAAGCACUACUAAUAUCAGUUUUGGUGGUAACAAUCAAUAUGAUCCAUCACUUGGUGGAGGCAUGAAUCAUUCAGCAUUCAAGUCAUCAUCCACUCGUGGUGCAGGUGCCUCAAUGGCAAUGGGUAUCUUUGGUCAAGCUUUUGGCGUGGUCACUCAAUUCGUUCCACUCUCUUCAAUCUUUUCAUUUAAAUAA